CACCCCCUCCUCCUCCCCUCACCUUCUCUCCCAGAUCGAGCAGCAGGUCAGGCGGCGGCCAGAUCCGCCACGGCGCUUCAGGAUCCGCGCCGUCGUCACGCGAAGGAGGCCGGCCGCUUCUCUCCAGUCGCUCGCGCGCCAGGAGAGGAGGAGGCGGCGGCCACCGCUUCCUUUCUCGGACUGACGCCGCUCUUCCGCGUGAGGAGAGAGCUCGCUGCGGCUCAGCUGCUCCGACCCUAGCGUCGACGCCAUGGGCCUCAUCAACAAGGAGAACUUACCCCUGGAGGAGGCAUCCGAGAACCUGAGAUAAAUCUUCGGGCCCAACAAGCAAACCCCAGGAGAAGGAGGAGGAAUGGAAGGGGGUGAUGAGACCUCGGCGGUGGAGGCGGAGCUGGGGCUGAGCCCUCAGAUCUUCAUCAAUGAGGUCCUCAACAUGGUUGAUGAUGUCCGCUUCCAGGCCUUUGAGUACUGCCUCCAGGAAGGCGCCCCCGCGGCCGUUGGCGCCGCCACAGCGACCAAUAAGGCCGAGGAGCUGGAAUGGGGAGUAAAUGCAAUUUGCAACUUGGUAACGGAUGUAUUGAACAAAAGAAUGAACAAUUGGGAGAUGUAUUGCCUUCGGAAAUGUUUAACUGUACCUGAAGGAUUUGUGGCGCCUGAAGAUGAUAAGUCUUCUGCAAUGGUGUUGCAUAAAGAUGGGAAUUCUGAUUCGGAACUGGAUGCAGAACUUAAUUUUUUGAGAAAAAAGUUGGCAGUUGCUAACAUGGAAUCUGAAGAACUUAGAAGAGAAAUUACUUACUUGGAAAGGCAAGCUACAUACAAGAGUAACCUUAAUUCCUCUAUCGCUGAAGUACUGAAGUUGUAUGAAGACAAAUCUGUUCAGGAGAAUAUUCAAGCUUUUGCGAACGCAAUACCAAAAUUGCACCAGAAAAUGAAGGUUAUGAAAAGGAAAAAGGUUGAGGUUGAGCCCAUGGUGGGUCAAAAUGUUUGCAAUGUCAAUUGCCUCAGAGACCAGAAGCGAUUAGCACCGGCCACGGGUAAGGGCUCUACUCCUAGCACCGAGGACGUUCGAGAGGUGAACGCGUCCGUGAAAGGCUUGCGGAAGGAGUAACUUGUGUUGUGGGCGGUUGCAGUAAUCUGUGUACUACCAAGUACGCUGUAAUCUUGCCAAGCUACCGUCUUGCUAGCUACCUGAGAACUGCAGUUUUAUCAGAACAGCCGCAUGUACUACAUGUAUGCAGAUGUCAACUAGUAGAUAGAUAGAACAACUCGAAAUACCAGUAGCACUCUCCAGUCUCCAGAAUUCUGCAAGACCUAUGUACAGUGCUUGACCCCAUCCUUCUUGCCAUUUGUUGACCCGGGACGCAAUUUCGACAAACAAAUACUGUAAAAAAAAUCUGUAACAAACUC
This is a messenger RNA of Triticum dicoccoides, 1407 nucleotides long. RefSeq names its product protein MIS12 homolog. The transcript has 9 exons. The coding region runs from base 353 to 1108 and encodes 251 amino acids. The record is from RefSeq and is a predicted model, not a curated record. Gene Ontology annotation, cellular component: MIS12/MIND type complex; nucleus; chromosome, centromeric region. Gene Ontology annotation, biological process: mitotic cell cycle; kinetochore assembly; mitotic sister chromatid segregation. NCBI's taxonomy places the organism in Eukaryota, Viridiplantae, Streptophyta, Magnoliopsida, Poales, Poaceae.